AUGGCCGAUGAGAUGAUCAGGACUCAGCUCAUUGUCGCCGAGAAGUUGGUGGCUUUGCUGGAGAGCGGCACAGAGAAGUUGCUGCUGGUUGAUAGCCGCCCCUUUGUGGAAUACAAUACGUCCCACAUCUUGGAUGCCAUCAACAUCAACUGCUCCAAGCUUAUGAAGCGGAGGCUGCAGCAGGACAAAGUCCUGAUUACAGAGCUCAUUCAGCAUUCGGCAAAACACAAGAUUGAAAUUGAUUCCAAGCAGGAGGUGGUGGUGUACGACCAAAGCUCGAAAGAUGUGACCUCUCUCUCACCCGACUGCUUUCUUACCGUGCUCCUGGGCAAACUGGAGAAGAAUUUCAGCUCUGUGUAUCUACUUGCAGGUGGAUUUGCUGAGUUCUCCAGCUCUUUCCCCGGUCUCUGUGAAGGAAAAUCCACGCUCGUCCCUACUUGUAUCUCUCAGCCCUGCCUGCCCGUCUCCAACGUUGGCCCUACCAGAAUCCUGCCGCACCUCUAUCUUGGGUGUCAGCGGGAUGUCCUCAACAAGGAGCUGAUGCAGCAGAACGAUAUUGGCUACGUACUGAACGCCAGCAAUACUUGUCCAAAGCCUGAUUUUAUUCCAGAAUCCCAUUUCCUGCGAGUGCCUGUGAACGACAGCUUUUGUGAGAAAAUUUUGCCUUGGUUGGAUAAAUCAGUCGAUUUUAUAGAAAAGGCAAAAGCAUCAAAUGGCCGUGUGUUAGUGCACUGUUUAGCUGGAAUAUCUCGCUCUGCCACAAUCGCUAUUGCGUAUAUCAUGAAGAGAAUGGAUAUGUCCUUAGAUGAAGCUUACAGAUUCGUGAAAGAGAAAAGGCCAACCAUUUCUCCCAACUUCAACUUUCUGGGCCAGCUUUUGGACUUUGAGAAAAAGAUCAAGACCCAGAGCGGCCAGCCCGGUCAUAUCAGUAAACUGAAACAGAAGCCGUCGGACCGCGGCAGCGUGCCACGCGGGCACUCGUCCCCUCUGGAAGAUGGCCCUCUGGUGCAGGGCAUAAACGGACUGCACGUCUCCCUGGACAAGGUGGAGGACAGCAACCGGCUGAAGCGCUCCUUCUCUUUGGAUAUCAAAUCCGUGUCCUACUCGGCCAGCGGCAGCUGCCUGACUGCGUCGGUGCAGGGCUUUGCCUCCUCCGAAGACCCCCUGGAAUACUACAAGCACGCGAGCGCUUUGGAGGGUGGCAGCAAGUUGUGUCAGUUCUCGCCCGUCCAGGAGGUCUCGGAGCAAGCCCCAGUGCGCAGGAGGCCCAAGCAGGGCGGCCGCGGGGACUCCAGGAGGAGCUGGCACGAGGAGAGCUCUUUCGAAAAGCAGUUCAAGCGCAGGAGCUGCCAGAUGGAGUUUGGGGAGGGCAUCAUGUCGGACAACAGAGCUAGAGAAGAGCUGGGCAAAGUAGGCAGUCAGUCGAGCUUUUCGGGCAGCGUGGAAAUCAUCGAGGUGUCUUGA
Molecule: messenger RNA, 1464 nt
Organism: Opisthocomus hoazin
Lineage: Eukaryota; Metazoa; Chordata; Aves; Opisthocomiformes; Opisthocomidae
Source: RefSeq, a predicted model, not a curated record